UAGUUUCCAAUUUUUCCGAUCAGUGCUGCAUGUACGUAGCGCAGAACUUCUCCAAAAUUUUCUGAGGGAAUUUCAUGUCAAGCAAACAUGUCUAAAAUAAAGGUUGGAAUCAUUGGCGGGACUGGAUUGGAUAAUCCUGAUAUAGUCCAAGAUCGAAAGGAGAAGACCGUUGUAACACCGUAUGGAAAGCCUUCGGAUGUACUGAUCACAGGGACGAUUGGUGGAGUGGAUUGCGUUUUGCUGGCAAGACAUGGAAGAGGCCACACAAUUCGUCCAACAGACGUUAAUUACAGAGCAAACGUUGCUGCCUUGAAGGAGGAAGGUUGUACCCAUCUGGUAGUCACUACAGCUUGUGGUUCCCUGCAGGAAGACAUCCACCCUGGUCAGAUAGUCAUCCUGGAUCAGUUUAUCGACCGUACCACCAAACGGGAACAGUCCUUCUACGACAACGCCGCCACGAGCCCAAAGGGAAUCUGCCAUAUCCCCAUGCACACUCCCUUCUGCGAAAAGACGCGGCAGGUGCUAAUCGAAUCAGUCAAGCACUUGGGUUACAAAUACCACCCGACAGGCACCAUGGUCACCAUCGAGGGGCCGCGAUUCUCCUCCCGCGCCGAGAGCAAACUCUUCAAGUCCUGGGGCGGUGACGUCAUCAACAUGACCACGGUGCCGGAGGUUGUUCUUGCCGCCGAGAUGGGGUUGUGUUACGGUGCCGUCGCCUUGCCCACAGACUACGACUCCUGGAGGGACGAAGGCAACGAACAUGUGAGUGUCGAGGUAGUGAUGACAACCUUCAAACAGAAUGCCGAGAAAGGCAAGAAGAUCUUGCAGGACGCCAUCCCGAGGUUGGCAAAGUAUGACUGGAAGCCUGUGCUGGAAGAAAGAGUGGUAACAGCCAAAGAAUCUGUGAUGGUGUGAUUCUACUGGAGGGUCUCUGACAAGACUUCAUCCCUAGGUCAAAGGUCGCUGAUGGUGUUGGGUAUGCUUAAACAUGUGCUGCAGAAAAUUAAUGUGGUAAUUGCGGGGAAAAAAACUGGAAAUAUCUCUUUUUCUUUUUUUUAUUAUUGUGAAAGGUUUGACUGUCUUGUUGCACCAUAAGAAUCCAUAAAUGGGCCAACCUAUGUUAAACCAUGCUGUUGGAUUGAACAUUUUAUUGGUUGACAAUAGUUUACUUGACAUACUGCCGGAUUUUGAUGCAAUGGAUUGACCAAUCAGGAUCGAGGAUUCAAGCAAACUUUGAAUCCUCGAUCCUGAUUGGUCAAUUCAUGGCAAAAAUGGUGUGGUAUUAUUCUGUAUACCACAGUCGUAUAGCUCUUUAUGCAUUGCACUAUUCUAAGAUAGCGAGUUUGCAUGCCGCCUGCACGUGUGUAAUAGGAUAACCCCUAAAAAGUACAGCAUGUGUGGCAUCUUUACUUUGCGUCAAGAAAAUAGCUGAGUUCGUCAAUUUUUACUUCUCAUAAACAACACUGUACAAAGCCUUUUGUAGUUUGGAAUUUCCCUGGUUUUUUUUCAUCUAAAUUCCCAGUUGCAUGUCUGAUGAAGGAGUGCAUUAACUCAUGCACUUUGGGUACCUCAGGUACAUCACCUUGUGUAUGUGUGUAUGUAAAGCCAAACCCACAAUUCUGUGUCUUGAUAAGCCGAAAUGAGCCUAGUUACAUGGCAUUCCCUAUUAUUGCUAUCUGGGUGUGCCCGACCAAAAGUACUUUACGCAUAGCAACUAAAGUACUAUUCGCAUAGCAACCAAAGUACUUUAUGCAACAGAUAGCAACCGAAGUACUAUACGCAUAACGAAAAGACCUUGUGUCUGAUUCUCAUCAUUAUUUAGUUUCUCAACUAUUAAACAAAGUCUAUCAAGGAAACCUAUAUUGUUUCAAGACAGAAUUUAUAAUUAACGUGUCUUUAAUAUUCAAUAGAAAUCUAUUUUUGCACACAGAGAAACCAAAGAGAAUGUUCAGGCGCAUAUAUUCAGUACAUUAACCCUAACCGAACUCAACCCAUCAAAGUUCAACAGCAGGUUUUGUUUAAAUCUGUUGGGAUAGGUACAGUACCCCUAAACUGAUGGUCUUUUACACUGUGGUUGGCAUACCUCCAGAAACUAAGUCCAACAGUGUACAAUUUCCCAUGUGGGUGUUGGAAUUUGCCAGAAUGGGUAUGGUUCCUAGUAAAUUAGGCUGGGGAGUUAGGGUUAAUGAGUUUCUAUAAACUUUAAUCCAUUUGAGGGAUAUUACAAGCAAUUUGUGGUAAAAAUAAAGAUAACUGAAAAUGUAACACUUCUCACUUGAGCCUCAGAAGCUAAGAUGGGACUUAUGAUUUCAGGACACAAAAAAAUGAGUGGUGGUGCCCAUAACAGCUUAGAUAAUGUUUCUCAAUGUUAGGUUUUGCCCUUCACCGACACAUUAACACUGUAUACUCAAGUGUGAUACCUCCCGUGUGAAAGUUGGAAAAAAAAUCACAGGGGUGGGACUCGAACCCACGACCUUCUGCUUUCUACUUGACUACCAUGCUUGUGGGAUCGGUUGGCUCGUUCAAACUCGCUGCUACACCAGAUUCGUACCAGCCAAUUGAAUCUUAUGAAUAGUUACAUUAUGUUUCUAUCAUGGUCAAUUAAAGAUUGGACUUGUCUGAAAUAUUUUAGCAUACUUUUAUGUCCACCUUUCUUAUUAAUAAUGAAGCAUUAUAACAUCUGUUUUCAGUAUUUAACCGUUUGCUGUAUUUGUUCAUUGUUUUCAUCCAUCUUUUUAUUUUGCCUGAUGUGGUCAUUCUAGUGUCACAGAUAGGCUGUGUUUCUAUAAGCACGAGUUGGAGACUGUUUGUACCAUCAAGACAUUACUGAUGCUAAAAUCAGUGAUCUAGGCAUCAGUCUGUUUGUGAAACAGUUUCAAGUCUUGGGCUUGAAUCAGUAAUAGUGUACAUAAGAAAUGAUAUAUCGUUAUUGCCUUUUAUCCUGAGGCAUGCAACUUUUCCUUGGAUCCGCUGUUUUCCUUGUUUGUUUUCCUCGUUUUUACUUCUCACGAAUGCCAUUACAAAUUUAAUUUUUUUUUGGAAUUUUCUCAUUUUUUUUUAAAUUCCCAGUUGCAUGCCUGUAUCCGUCAUUUAAUUACAGAAAUAAAAGUUGGGUUGAAAUGUAAUGUCUGUGACACCGGAAUUACCUGUCUGCAUUGCCGUUUGCUGUUACAUGUAUUUGUUUUAAGUGAUAAGAGCCUCACAGUCCGUUUAUACUAAUAGUCGAGGGAGAAUUUAUCAUGGAGUUCUUUAUAAAAAAAAAAUUGCUUGAGAUUUUUGCUUUUGCUUCAAGUUUGGAGUGGCUUUUUGAAGACUUAUACACAUUUCAGCAUUACAGUGUUUGUGUUCUGGUUUGGAUUCUGGUUUUUGCUGUUUAAAAGUAGUGUGUUUUUGGUGCCAAGCAGCCUGGUUUUGCAAGUAUUGUCUUAAAGUCUUUCUGAAUUAAAAAAGGGUUUGAAAAACCACUAUUACAGUAUAAUUUUCUUUCCAAAGUAUUUGAAAAAGAAAAAAUAUACAGUGUUAAAUAUGUUAUGAUUAGUUAAAGAUAGCAGCUUUUAAAGAUUUCUUUUACAUCAUCUGUCGAGAAACAAAACAAUUCCUCUGGACCAACAUGUAAAAAGAGCACAUGCAAAGAAUAGUAAAAUCUCAAUUGAUAACGUCACAAGUUGAUCAUAACUUUAAUGAAGUUGGCAUUCGGUUUAUAAAUAGUCUACCGCACACGCAUUAUGACUGUUACUUGUGUAAUAUGAAACACACAUAUUUACACUGAUGGAGGUACUACCAAAAAAAAUAUGGUUGUGGACUUUGCAUUUUAUGUACUCUAUUGUACCUAUGAGUAUAAUUAAGACUUUUCUUUAUGUAAAGACUUAUUCCAAAAAGUUAUUAUCUGGAAAUAAAAUGGGUUUAACCUAUUACUUAUUUUAAUCUCCGAGUCACAUUUACUGAAGAGUACACUUCUGUACAUUUUCUUUACUUUGGAUUGAGACUAAACUCGACCAGCGUUGAGUGAUGAGAAGAUUCUUUACAAAAUUUGAAUAAAAGUUGCACCUGUUCCUGUACUAGCUCCGCUACUCUGAGUAGCCACUGAUGUAUUCACUCUGUGUACAUAAUACAUGAUAUGUCGUUAUAGCAUAAUUUUAUCUUCAUUUAACUACAGAAAUAAAAGUUGGGUUGAAAUGCAAUUCCUGUGACACCAGAAUGUAUGUAUUUUACGUGAUAUAAGAGGUUCAUAGCCAUUUAGUCAAGGGAAAAUUUACCAUGGAGUUCUUUGUCAAAAAAAAUUGCUUGACAUUUUUGCUUUCGCUUCAGGUUUUUUGAGAGGCUUUUUGAAAAGUUUAUACACAUUUCAGCAUUAUAGUGCUUGUAUUCCGGUUUGGAUUCUGUUUUUUUUGCUGUUGUAAAGUAGUGUGUUUUGGGUGCCAAGCAGCCUGGUUUUGUAAGUAUUGUCUUAAAGUCUUUCUGGAUUAAAAAAAAGGGUUUGAAAAACCACUACUGAGAAUUUACAGUAACCCCUUCCAAAGUAUUUGACAAAUAAAAUAAACAGUGUUGAAAAUGUUAAGAUUA
This is a messenger RNA of Patiria miniata (bat star), 4563 nucleotides long. It is a transcript of the gene mtap, whose product is annotated as S-methyl-5'-thioadenosine phosphorylase-like. The record is from RefSeq and is a predicted model, not a curated record. Bases 88 to 915 code for a protein of 275 amino acids. The transcript is spliced from 8 exons. NCBI's taxonomy places the organism in Eukaryota, Metazoa, Echinodermata, Asteroidea, Valvatida, Asterinidae. Gene Ontology annotation, cellular component: cytosol. Gene Ontology annotation, molecular function: S-methyl-5-thioadenosine phosphorylase activity. Gene Ontology annotation, biological process: nucleoside metabolic process.